Rhodofomes roseus is the source of this 1132-nucleotide messenger RNA. RefSeq lists its product as uncharacterized. The transcript has 3 exons. The record is from RefSeq and is a predicted model, not a curated record. NCBI's taxonomy places the organism in Eukaryota, Fungi, Basidiomycota, Agaricomycetes, Polyporales, Fomitopsidaceae. The coding region runs from base 151 to 873 and encodes 240 amino acids.
CCUGUUCACUGUCCCCAACCGCCGUGUGAGGAGACAUUCGAUGGGUGCCCGGUUGUCCACCUCCAGGACCAUCCCGAGGAACUCCGCCACCUCCUGCGAGUCAUUUUUGAUGGCAGAAGAUACUAUCAACCUGACGAUCAACUCGACUUCAUGGUCGUAGCUGCCCUCGUCUGCCUAGCGCACAAAUAUCAGGUCGAUUACGUGCGCGACGCAUAUCUCUCGAGAAUGAAGUCGUGCUUCUGUACCGACCUGAAGAUGUGGAACGGGGUCCAUGAUGCGCAUGGCAGCGCUGUCAUGAGAUACAGCAAUGUCGACGCCAUCACUGCCGUGAACAUCGCGCGGCUCACCGGGACGAACUCCAUGUUGCCCACCGCCCUGUAUCUUUGCUGCCAGCUUGACGUGGAGUGCCUCCUCAAUGGCUCGCCGAGGCUCGGUGGCACUCUCGAGUGCCUGAGCAGACAGGAUUUCGUGCGAUGCAUGAACGCUCGUCAAUCGCUUCUGACUUCGACGGUCCUGGAAGAUCUCGAUUUCUACAUUCGAUCGUUGCAACGUGGCCCGAAGCUCCAUGAGCACUGUCAACACGAAAUCGAUGUCAUACGCCGCGAACAUCUGGUUGGUUCACUGGGACUCCCACCCUCGGAGGAUGCUCUAGCAUCUGAGGUGCCCUCUUAUCGCGCCUCUCAGAAAAAGCUUUGGUGGGGGAUGUGUGCCGAAUGCGCCGAAGCAAUGGGUCUUGAUGACCAAUUGAGACGCACGAUCCUUUGGUGCAAACUUCCGGAACUCCUGGCUCUGGAGGCACCGGCGGAGUGGCCUGAGCCACCUGCGGAGAAUUUCCGAUCAACGCGUAUUGUGCCAUGGGGGAUGGAAUGGUAGUUAUAAGAUCCUAGAUCGUCUACUGGCAUUGUCAAUUGAAUACUGUAGUAUCUGCUGAUCGUAGCAGGAAGUAUGCACAAUGUUCAAGGCUUUCUGAAUCCGGCGUGAGGGCUAAUAUUGCCCUGUACGAAGUCAGCAAUGCGAAGACCGCAUAUAUACAUACACCGUCACUGUGGGAUGGCCAACUUUAAAAUUCGAGGAGCAACACUGUCUUAACUCAAGUUCGUCGCGUCGCAAGUUGUCGCAAAAUCAAGCUAAG